UACCGGAAUUUUUUGCAACAAGGACGAGAAAGCUGAGUUCCUGUGCAACUUCCCUUCAAAGCUGCAAGAUAUUGGCUGCAAUUAUCGACCGAUGUUUCAGCCACCUGUGUGUAAUGUGAGUUUCCAGACUUGAUGCCAGUUUGAAUACACCUUGUGUCUUUGAUCACUCAUCAUGAUGCGUUACUGGGGAGAGAUCCCUGGACCUGCAGGGGCACCUCCCAGCCGCAGCUCCUUUGAUUUGCUCCAGCGUGAGUUUCGCUCUGUGGAGAUGCAGGACCCUCCCCUGCACCAGCCCUCGGCCCAGCGUCCGCGGCCCACCACGAUGUUGGACAUUCCCUCAGAGCCCUGCAGCCUCACCAUCCACACAGUGCAGCUGUGUCAGCAUGCACGCCGCCUCCGUGGCCUCUUGGCAGCGGCUCAGGCCCAGGCUCAGGGUCAGAGCACAGCGUCCUCUGAGGGAGGCAGCAGGAUGGAGGAGACUGACACCAACCUCCCUCUACGUCCUCCCACCCCACCUGUCAUGCCAGAUGAUCUGUUACCCGUGGACAGCAAAGCCCCACGGCAACCCUUCCAGCUCCGCCACAGUGACCCUGAAAGUGACUUUUAUAAGGGUAAAGGCGAGCCUGUCACAGAGCUGAGUUGGCCUUUCUGCAGGCAGCUCCUCUAUCAGUCAGUGGCCACCGUCCUGGCUCAUGCUGGCUUCGAAUCUGCUCAGGAGAGUGUGCUGGAGACUCUGACCGACCUGGUGCACGAGCACUACCUGCGCCUUACCCGCCUGCUGAGGGUGGCGGUGGACCGGGAGGCACGGCUGGGGGCCAGUCCCUUCCCAGACGUGGUGGAACAAGUGUUCCAUGAGGUGGGCAUCGGCAGCGUCCUGGCCCUGCAGCGCUUCUGGCAAGUGAGGAUCAAAGACUAUCACAGCUACAUGCUGCAGGUCAGUAAGGAUCUGUCAGAGGAAUAUGAGCGGCUAGUGAACCCAGAGAAGGCUCUGGAGGAUUCCAAGCCCCCAAAGAUUAAGGAUGAGCCCAUGAGUGACAUCCCGUUCCCUGUUAGCGAGGAACCUGAAGCCGACCUGGCCUCUGGGGACCAGGCUCUGCCCAUGGGGGUCCUUGGGGCCCACGGUGAAAGGCUGGCUUCAGGCCUGGAUGGUGACCAUUCUCCUCACACCUCAGGCGGCGGCGGGGCCAACAACUCCCCUCUGUGGCCGCAGGUAAAAAUGGAGCCACAGGAUGGCGAGGAGGGCCAGGGCUCAGGCCACCAUCACCAUCACCACCACCAUCACCAUGGCGUCCUGGGUGGAGAUGUGUUUGAGGAGGGGGGACCCAUGUCUACCAUGAGCGAAUCGGGGGUAGCCAUGGCACCCUCACCUGGAGGUGCGGCGUCAGACGGCAGCUACGCCUCGCAUUCACCCGACUCCCUGAUGGGCUCAUCACCCGUCUUCAACCAGAGACCCAAGAAACGGGUGAAGAAGAUGUGAUGAAGCAGAGACAGUGGACUCUAAACUCACCAGCCAGUUUUCCAGGUUACUUAUAUUGGACCGGUGGUGAAAUACGCCAGUUGAACAGGUGUGUUGGACUCCUCUCCAGCUGUCCAGAUCAUGGCCACUGCAUAAACUGACAGAGACAUUAAUGUCACAAAAGAACUGAACUGAUGAGGGGAGGGAAAAAAAGAAAAAGAUAUUUUGUAGUUUUUCAUGUUUGUUUUUAUGAGUAUAGUUUCAGAUAGUUGAAGAUGCUGCCACAAACUGUAUUAAUGGGGUUUAUUGUUAAAAGAUGAUCUUCCAAAUCUUUUGAAUGAUUUUUUUUCCCCCCCAUUUGAGUUAAAUGUUUUUCAAAAAAAACACAUACACACACAAAACCGUAUUUUACUUAACCUAAUGAAGUGAAGAACAGGAAGAACUAUGAGGUCCGAAAGCAAAUCAUUUAGUUAAACAGCUUAAUAAUACAGCAAAAUGGUUUGUUUUCUCAACCUGUGAGCUCACUUUCCUCUCACAUACCAAUUACUGUCUGUGCCAUUCAUUUUGAUUAAAAGCCGCUCAACCAAGAAUGAAAAUAUAAAUGUUUUUCCCCUCAUGAACACGCCGUUGACUUAUGAUGUGGUUUUUUUGAUUUUUUUUUCCAACCCUUCGUUUCCUUUCCGCAGUGCGCUUUACAUGUAGCCUAACGCAGCGGAACCACACAGGGAGACAGCACAAGCUUCACACACCUGUCAACCUGAAGCCGCUCCACCAA
Messenger RNA from Toxotes jaculatrix (banded archerfish), 2231 nucleotides. It is a transcript of the gene supt7l, whose product is annotated as SPT7 like, STAGA complex subunit gamma. The transcript has 5 exons. The coding region runs from base 173 to 1477 and encodes 434 amino acids. The record is from RefSeq and is a predicted model, not a curated record. Gene Ontology annotation, molecular function: protein heterodimerization activity; transcription coactivator activity. Gene Ontology annotation, cellular component: SAGA complex. NCBI's taxonomy places the organism in Eukaryota, Metazoa, Chordata, Actinopteri, Toxotidae.